UGGUGGUGUCUUCUUCUCCUCUCUCCUGAGCUGGCACGUGUCCAGUUGAGGGGCAGAGGAGGGCUGGGCCAGACCCAGGCGAAGGCCGGCUGCCUCUACCUCCUGUGGCCUCUGUCCAGCCCCCAUAGGUGGGAGCCUGGAGGGAGAGGGAAUGGCUCCUGUGCUGACAGCCAGGCCAGGACAGGAAUCAGUAACAUUCAAGGAUGUGGCUGUGGAAUUCACCCGAGAGGAGUGGGGACAAUUGAACCCAUCUCAGAAAAUGUUGUACAGGGAUGUGAUGCUGGAGAAUUAUAGGAACUUGGUGUCUUUGGGAUUUGCAGUUUCCAAACCAGAUGUGAUCUAUCAGUUGGAAAGGAAGGGAGCAUCUUGGAUGCCAGAGGCAGAUAUUCCCAGAAGCAGCUGUCCAGAGGACAGAGAAUUGACUGGAGAUAAACCUCUUGAAUGUAAUGAAUAUGGGAAGACCUUCUGGAGCAAGGAACAUCUCGCUUUGCAUCACACGGUUCAUGCUGGAGAGAAACAAUAUGAAUGUAGUGAAUGUGGAAAGGCCUUCAGGGAAAACUCAAAUCUUACUGUACAUCAGAGAAUUCAUACUGGAGUGAGGUCUUAUGAAUGUAAUCAAUGUGGGAAGGCCUUCAGGGAUAAGACAAAACUUACUGUGCAUCAGAGAAUUCAUACUGGAGAGAAACCUUAUGAAUGUACUGAAUGUGAAAAGGCGUUCAGGGCUAAGUCAGAUCUUACUAUGCAUCAGAGAGUUCAUACUGGAGAGAAACCUUGUAUAUGUAGUGAAUGUGGGAAGGCCUUCAGAUAUAAGUCAAAUCUUACUGUGCAUCAGAGAAUUCAUACUGGAGAGAAACCUUUUGAAUGUAGUGAAUGCGGGAAGGCCUUCAGGGAUAAGACAAACCUGACUCUGCAUCAGAGAAUUCAUACUGGAGAGAAACCUUAUGAAUGUAGUGAAUGUGGGAAGGCCUUCAGGUGUAAGAGAAAGCUUAGAGUCCAUCACAGAAUUCAUACUGGAGAGAAACCUUAUGAAUGUAGUGAAUGUGGGAAGGCCUUCCAUACUAAAAAGGAACUUACAGUUCAUCACAGGGUACAUAGUGGAGAGAAACGUUAUGAAUGUAGUCAGUGUGGGAAGGCCUUCAUGGAUAUGAGAACACAUAAAGUGCAUCAAAAAGUUCAUACUGGAGAGAAACCUUAUGAAUGUAGUCAAUGUGGGAAGGCCUUCAGGGGUAAAGGAGAAUUGAAAAUCCAUCACAGAAUUCAUACUGGAGAGAAACCUUAUGAAUGUAGUGAAUGUAGGAAGGCCUUCCAUACCAAAAAGCAACUUACUGCGCAUCAGAGAGUUCAUACUGGAGUGAGGCCCUAUGAAUGUAGUGAAUGUGGGAAGGCCUUCAGGCGUAAGAGAGAGCUUAGGGUCCAUCACAGAAUUCAUACUGGAGAGAAACCUUAUGAAUGUAGGGAAUGUGGGAAGGCCUUCAGGGAUAAGACAAAACUGACUCUGCAUCAGAGAAUUCAUACUGGAGAGAAACCUUAUGAAUGUACUGAAUGUGGGAAGGCCUUCCGUACUAAAAAGGAACUUACAGUUCAUCAGAGAAUUCAUACUGGAGAGAAACCUUAUGAAUGUAGUCAAUGUGGGAAGGCCUUCAGGGAUAGGAGAACAUGUAAAGUGCAUCAAAAAGUUCAUUCUGGAGAGAAACCUUAUGAAUGCAGUCAAUGUGGGAAGGCCUUCAGGGGUAAGGGAGAACUGAGAAUCCAUCACAGAAUUCAUACUGGAGAGAAACCUUAUGAAUGUAGUCAAUGUAAGAAGGCCUUCCAUACCAAAAACCAACUUAGUGCGCAUCAGAGAGUUCAUACUGGAGUGAGGCCUUAUGAAUGUAGUGAAUGUGGGAAGGCCUUCAGAUGUCAGUCAAAUCUUAUUGUGCAUCAGAGAAUUCAUACUGGAGAGAAACCUUGUGAAUGUAGUGUAUGUGGGAAGGCCUUCAGGGAUAAGACAAAACUGACUCUGCAUCAGAGAAUUCAUACUGGAGAGAAACCUUAUGAAUGUACUGAAUGUGGGAAGGCCUUCCGUACUAAAAAGGAACUUACAGUUCAUCAGAGAAUUCAUACUGGAGAGAAACCUUAUGAAUGUAGUCAAUGUGGGAAGGCCUUCAGGGAUAGGAGAACAUGUAAAGUGCAUCAAAAUGUUCAUACUGGAGAGAAACCUUAUGAGUGUAGUCAAUGUGGGAAGGCCUUCAGGGAUAAGAGAGAACUGAGAAUCCAUCACAGAAUUCAUACUGGAGAGAAACCAUAUGAAUGUAGUGAAUGUGGGAAGGUCUACAGAUAUAAGUCAUCUCUUACUGUGCAUCAGAGAAUUCAUACUGGAGAGAAACCUUAUUAAUGUACUUAAUUCAGGAAGGCCUUCAGGGAUAAGAGAAAACUUACAGCUCAUCAGAGAAUUCAUACUGGAGAGAAACUAAAAGGGAAGUUACAGUUCAUCACAGGGUUCGUAGUGGAGAGAAACCUUAGGAUUGUUGUCAAUGUGGGAAGGCCUACAAGGAUAAGAGAACAUGUAAAGUGCAUCACAAAGUUCGUACUGGAGAGAAACCUUAUGAAUGUAGUGAAUGUAGGAAGGCCUUCCAUACUAAAAAGGAACUUAACAGUUCAUCACAGUGUUCAUAGUGGAGAGAAACCUUAUAGAUGUAGUCAAUGUGGGAAGGCCUUCAGGGAUAAGAACAUGUAAAGCUCAUCAGAGAAUUCAUACUGGAGAGAAACUAAAAAGGAAGUUAUAGUUCAUCACAGGGUUCGUAGUGGAGAGAAACCUUAGGAUUGUUGUCAAUGUGGGAAGGCCUUCAGGGAUAAGAGAACAUGUAAAGUGCAUCACAAAGUUCAUACUGGAGAGAAACCUUAUGGAUGUAGUGAAUGUGGGAAGGCCUUGAAGAAGAAGGUGUAUCUUACUGUACAUCGGAUAAUUCAUACUGGAGACAUCCUUCAGAAAUGUAAGCAGUGGGGGAAGGCUUUCCCCUACAACUAAGAUUUCAUUCGACAUCAAAAAAUUCAUACUGCAGAGAAACCUUAUGAAUAUAAUGAAUGUGGAAGAUUUUCAGAGUGAGAGUACAACACACUCAACACCAAGGACUUGAAGAAAGGAACCUUAAGAGUGUAAUGCAUGUAGGAAGUCCUUGAGGUGGAGUACUCUACUUUAUGUCCAUCAGAGAUUUCAUGCUGGUGAGAUUCCUCCUAAAUGUAAGGUGUGUGAGAACACCUCCAUUGCCAUUCAGAUCUCAUGAGACAUCAAAAAUUCAUGUUGGAGAAUAUCCUUAUGUAUCUAGUAAAUGUGGGGAGGCUUUCAGGAAGAAGCCACAUCUUACAGUGUAUUAGAGGGUUCAUACUGGAGAAACUGCUUAUGAAUGUGAGUAAUGUGGGAAGGCCUUCCACCCGAACUCUGGUAUUCUCAACUUCAAAUAAUUUAUAGCUUCUGAAUGUAAUAUACAAGGGGAAGGCCUUCCACCUAAAUGUAUCUUUUACUCUACAUCAGAGCACUCAUACUGGAGAGACCUUUUGAAUGCAAUGAAUGUGGGAAGAUCUUCAGCCUGAAGACACAACUUGCUCAACAUCAAAGAACUAAUUCUGGAGAAGAGCUUUUGAGUUUGGGAAGGCCUUUAAACUAAGGAUGGUACUUUAUGUCCAUCAGAGAAUUCCUACUUGAGUGACUCUUCAUGAUUGUAAGGAGUGUGGGAAGAUCCCCCCAGCUGACUAGAUUGAUUUUGAGUCUUUCAAUGCAAUUCAGCGAUUCCUAAUUUACACACCACGGGAGAAGGAGAUAUCCCUCCCCUAUGUAAAAGUCUGUAAGGGGGUAAAGAUUUAGUGUUAUCUUUUUGUGGAUCUUCAGGGAGGGAGAGGCUAUGCUGUUUGAGCCAGAGGUUACUUAGUGGAUGGUGGUAUUGGGAGAGCUGUAGUAUUCACUAUGAUCCCUGGGUACUUGGCAUGCAAGACUCUUGGGGAUGACCUCUUGGCCAUAAACCUGAGCCUAAUGUGUGAUGAAUAAUUGUUGAUGGUGCUUGAGGAAUAUUUCAUAAUUGAGCUGUGUUCCUGAUGUUGCUGGUGUUGCUUCUGCUCCUAUUCAUUUGGGUAGCCACUGUGGACCAUAAAGAUUUGCAGGCACCUUAACUAAACCAAACAUUGCAAGGACCUGUGGCAGAUUUUGAUGGCAAGGUGACUUCUGCCCUGUUCUCUGAAUUGAAAUGGAGGAAAACAGCAGGAUUUGCUAUGACCUCAUGGUAGCUGAAUGCCUCAUCACCUAAUUAGUGACACAUGAAAAGAUGAAUAAGAUUCCCAUUACAGUUAAGGAAUAUAAAUGGGGAAUUUUCAAUGAAGAAAUCAAAGGGAUGAAUAAUAAAGAUGAAAAAGUCUCCUAAAUCUCUAUUGUUUAUAGAGGAAUGAAAACAACUUUGAAGCGACAUGUCACACUACCUUAGAUUGGCCAAAAUUACCGAAAAGGAAAAUGACAUUCUGGAGUGGAUGUGGAAAAAUAGGGAAAGUAAUGCACAAUUCAGAACUAGUCCAACCAUUCUGCAGAACAAUUUGGAACUGUGGCCAAAGGAUUAUAAAAUUGUGCAUACCCUUUGACACAGCCAUACCACUACUGUCUGUAUCCCAAUGAGAUCAAAGGAGAAGGACCUAUGUGUACAGAUAUAUUUAUAAUGGAUCUUUUGGUGCUGGCAGAGAAUUGGAAAUUGAAGGAAUGCAUGUCCACUGGGGAAUGGCUAAACAAGCUGUGGUAUAUGAAUGUAAUGGAAUACUGUUGUGCUGUAAGAAAUGGUGAGUAGGUGAAUUUCAGAGAAACCUAGAAAUACUUACAUGAACUGAUUCUGAAUGAAGUAAGCAGAACCAGGAGAAAAUUGUACACAGUAAGCAACAUUGUGCUGUGAUCAACUUUGAUAGAUUUAGCUCUUCUUAGCAUCUAAGACAGUUCACAAAGACUCAUAAUAGAAAAUGCUGUCCCACAUCCAGAGAAAGAGUUAAGGAGUCUGAAUGUAGAUCAAAGUCUACUAUU
This is a messenger RNA of Trichosurus vulpecula (common brushtail), 5029 nucleotides long. Its product is annotated as zinc finger protein 420-like. Gene Ontology annotation, biological process: regulation of DNA-templated transcription. The transcript has 5 exons. NCBI's taxonomy places the organism in Eukaryota, Metazoa, Chordata, Mammalia, Diprotodontia, Phalangeridae. The coding region runs from base 152 to 2374 and encodes 740 amino acids. The record is from RefSeq and is a predicted model, not a curated record.